CUCCUUUCUUCUCUUCUCCUCUUCUGUCCAUCUCCCUCCUCCUGCUGGUCAGUCGGGGACAGAAACAAGCAGACUGACAUCUGGAUCAGCAGCAGGAGGAAGAUCUCAUCCCAUCGCUCUGCAGGGUGGGAAAUUCCGUCACGUUUUUUCAUCUGUGAUGCUUUCAUCUCAGAGGACGGUCUGAACACGCUGGGAAGAACCGGCCCCCGAUGCUCCAAACGGCCCAAAAAAACUGAAGAGUUAACUUAAAUCACUUCCGCUAACACUCCCCCCCCUCCAAUCAUGCUCCCGCUCACCCGCUGCCUCCUAUCCCUCGUCCUCCUGGCUGGCCCGGCACUUCUGACUCCAUCAGCAACGAGGGGGUCGGAGGUCAGAGGUCAACAUACAACAAAGCAUGAGCAGGACUAUAUUAAGGUUGUCAUCUCAGAAGGAUGUGUCACACAUGGAAAUUCAUCUGAAGGAGAAGGGAAAGAAGUUGCGCUGGCUCCCGGUUCUCCUUUGGUCCUCACCCACACAAUUAAACUGGUUCCUUCUGGGUCUGGGUCUUGCGGCUGCGAGGCAGACGUUGCAGCCCUGAGAGAACGCCUGGAGAGGCUGGAGAGGGAGGUGUCCGACCUCCGGGAGAAAUGUGACGGAGCUGGAGGAAGCUGCUGCACCUCUGAGAGCAAAGGUGCAGGCUGCUCCAUCAAACCAGAAGGUGACGAAUGUCCCAACGAGUGCAGCGAUCAGGGUCGCUGUGAGGACGGCAAGUGUGUCUGCUUUCCGGGUCACAGUGGGCCGGACUGCAGCGAGUCCAGCUGCCCAAAAAACUGCAACGACAGGGGGAAGUGUGUGAAAGGACAGUGCGAGUGUGAUCCGGAGUUCUCUGGUCCCGACUGCUCCCAGACCGCCUGCCCCGGCAACUGCAGCAGAAGGGGAAGGUGUGAGAAGGGCAAGUGUGUGUGUGACAGGGGCUUUACUGGUCCUCGAUGUGCAGACAGGUCCUGUCCUGGAAGCUGCAACAGGGGGAGCUGCGUUAAUGGACGGUGUGUGUGCGAUCCCGAAUUCACCGGCCCAGAUUGCUCCAAAAAGGCCUGUCCGAACGACUGCAACGGCCACGGUCGAUGUGAAAGUGGUAAAUGUGUGUGUGACAGUGGCUUUACCGGUGCAAACUGCUCAGAGAUGGCCUGUCCGGGAAACUGCAACGACAGGGAGCGUUGUGUCAAUGGACAAUGCAUUUGUGAGGAUGGAUUCACUGGGCGGGAUUGCUCAGAAAGAACCUGCCCUAAUGGCUGCAGUGAUCGAGGGCGGUGUGAGAACGGCAGGUGUGAGUGCAGCCCCGAAUUCACCGGUCCCGACUGCUCCCAGACCACCUGCCCUGACGACUGCAAGAACGGAGGCAGCUGUGUUGAUGGGCAAUGCGUGUGCCAGAAAGACUUCACUGGGCCGGAUUGCUCAGAAGCAGCUUGUCCAGGGAACUGCAGCAACAACGGGAAAUGUGAGAACGGAAAGUGUGUUUGCUCUGUGGGCUUCAUCGGGCCAAAGUGCGGCACCCAAGUCUGCCCCAAUAAAUGCAGCAACAGGGGAAACUGCAUGAGAGGGAGGUGCUUGUGCCAACGUGGGUUUACCGGAAAGGACUGCAGCCAGUGUGAGAAGGGCUUGACGGGACCAAACUGUGACACGGUCAUGUCAGAUGUUUCUCAGCUGAAGGCUCAGAACGUCACAGAGACGUCGGUCUCUCUGGUUUGGACGCCACCUUCGGUCCAGUAUGAGACCUACCACAUCGUCUUCACCAGCGAGAAAGAAGGUGACCAGCAGAUAGAGCUGCAAGUGGGAGGACAUCUGACCACCUUCACUCAGACUGGUCUGGCUGCCGGACAAAAGUACAGAGUCAGCAUUGUUGGAGAGCUCAAAGGCAGACGGGGCAUUGAGAGCAACACUGAAUUUAUGACCCUCAUUUCUGGUCCAACCAAUCUUCGAGUUGUCAAGACGACCUCCACCACAGCAGUGGUACAGUGGGAGCCUUCACAGGGGGCCAUUGAUAGAUACCGUUUGACCAUCAGCCCACUCGAUGGAGUAGGGAGAACUCGAGAAAUGACCGUAGGCCCUGGAGAAAGCUCUGCUCUCAUUCAGCGGUUGGAGGCGGGGCGUGUGUAUGACAUCAUACUCGUGGCGGAGAAGGGGCUGAGCCGAAGCCAACCAGCAACCACCCAGGCGGUUCCUGGCAAGACAAUACCCGGGAUGGAAAAAGAGGCUUUGGCCUUGCAGGUCCCUCAAGCGCCUGGAGAAGAUAUUAGCAGCACGGACCAGGAACUGAACCCAUCAUCUAAAGAGAAACAGAGUACAACGGAAGAUGGGGGUCAAGCUGAUUUAGUAGGGUUCAAAAGUUCAAGUAACCCAAACAGAAAUUAUUCCUCCACUGUAAUAGCUAGAACAAAGCCUUUGCCUGGUCAAAUUCUGACGGGAAAUGUCACCAGACCCAAAGAUGCGGAAAGGGCUACAGUUUCAAGUACAAAGUUUCCUAACUGGCAUUCUUAUAACCGCACAAGAGUUGCACCAGGAGUGAGAAGGGUUGUCUCUAGGCAUCCGAUAAAGUCAACCAAACAAGCUAAACCAGGUGUUUCCAACAUCAACGACUCUGUUGGAGUCACAAGUUUGGAUCCACCAAUUUCUGCUUGGAGAGAUGCCACAAAUCCAGUCGUAAUUCCUGCCAAUGAAUCAGAACCUCAAAAGCCUGAGGAACCAACGUCUACGCUUGGCUCAAACGUACAGCCCCAAGGUGACACUGUUGAGCUUAGACGUGACACAGGGAUCUUACAUAACCAAGAAAAUAAGUAUCUAAAUAAAAUGAAGGGGAAACAUGUCAGAUUACCCCUGAGGGCCAAACUCAGUGGUAGUAGAGAGAAUGAGGAAGGGCAGGGAGAAAGCUCAAUGAGCACGGACCUGAAGGCUGCUCCUCCACAAACAGUAAGCGACCAUGACACUACUCCAGACAAACCAUUUAGUGAAACAUUUGACAGUUUGAAUAUUACGACUAAAUCUGUCCUUCUAUCCAAACCAGUGAACCUCUCAGCUGAUGCAGAAACAGUGAGCAAGCAGAUUACAGGUGGACUGAAGCCCCUUUCUUCCUCUUCUGUAUCUUAUUCACAACCAUCAUUGAACUCAUUAAAUUCUAAAUCUGCAUCACAUGCAAAUUCACUUACACCCCAGCGCCGCAUGCAUUAUCGUGGGAACACAAAUCGAAAAUACAGGAGACCUCAGAAUAAAACUCACCAACAGCUAAGAACUCCCCAGGACUCUAGGUUGAACCAAACAAAACAAGAAUCAUUGCCCUCAUCCUCUCUGCCACUUGCAGUUAAUGAAAUGGUGAGGGAUAAGAUAGCAAACAGAAGAUUAACAACGGGGCGUAGAUCAGAUGGAGCUGAACAUGUGCCGACGGAAAGGAGAAGAUUUGUUUUUCCACCACCAAGACGUCCCCCCAAUCCCUCUUUCACAAGAGGUCAGAAUCAAACAUUUACAAACACAGAAGUUUUGUCUCUUCAAACGACUAACCCCAAAGAUGCCCCACCUCAUGACCCUGAGCCAAAAAGAGAAGAAAGAAAAUGGGUUGGAACGGGGAAAUCCAUACCCAACCUUUCAUCUCAGCACAUCACAAGACGAAAUGGACGCCCUUUAUCCCUCGAGCCAAACUUACAUCGCCGACCACCAUAUGGUGGAGCUUACCAAAACACAAGAAGCAUGAGACCACCACAUAACCGACCUAUUCCCAAAUCUCUCCCAACCAAAAUGCCAAGCAAAACUGCUGUAAGUCAAAAUGAUGAACUAAAAAAGAAUAGCACUCCUGACAACCAAGAAAGGGGGCAGAGUCUCAACAGAUCUAUCCAUGGAUCCCAAAAGACUCAGUCAGGAGAAAAAGAAACAGUUCCAAUUGUUGAAAAUGCUCAGAUAGACAGGGACAGCGCAAACACCAGAGCACAACCUCCUGAAAUGGAAAGGGAAGACAACUCGUUGAUUGAUACAGAAAAAACUUCUGAGUUUCAUUUCCAAAAAGAGAAAACUAACUCUGAGGGUGUUGGUGAGAAAUAUAAAGGUAUCUCCUCUCAUCAAACAAAUUACUCAGAAGAAACGAUAAUCAACCCAGAAUCUGAAAAGACAGUGGGGGCAACAAAAGAUGCCACUUCUGCUGGAGAACCUUUGGAGUUUGUCAAAGUGACAAACCGAAGCACAGAUGGAUUUACGCUCACAUUGGGCACACCAGAGGGGAAGUUCGGACAUUUUGUUGUGAGCUCUACAGAGGCUAAAAAGGCGGAAGAAUUGCCAAGGAAGGAAGCUGAACAAAAUAAUUUGACUCAAGAACCAAAAAAUGGUGCGAUUGUAGAUGACAACUAUGUCGGGCGAAGCACCAAUGGAGCCAAACCAACGGAAAGUAAAACAGUGCAGCCUGGAUCAGCUCAAUUGCACCAGUUCAAGGAUCUGCCUUCACAGACGCAAUACAACGUCCCCUUGCCGGGAAUGGGUCCCGGCCUUCAGUCCAGUCAGCACAAGCUUGUCAUCAGUACAGGCCCAGAGCCUCCAACCAACAUUGCCUUCAGUAAGGUGACGGAAAACUCUUUGACGGUGUCGUGGACUAAACCCAGGAGUCGAGUUAGUGGUUUUAAAGUCACUUAUACCCAUGCAGAUGAGGGUGAGCCGGUGUCAGUGACACUGGACUCGGGGGACUCCUCCCUUGACCUGUCUCGACUCUCUCCUGGAUCCACCUAUGAGGUCACCAUCAUCUCCACUCUUGGCCUGGACGAAAGUGACCCUAUCAGAGACUCUGUCAUGACACUUCCUGACCCCCCCACAGACCUGCGUGCCAUAAAUGUCACCGACUCCACAGCCUUGUUGUUAUGGCGUCCAGCCUUAGCUGCCGUCUACAAGUACGCCAUUGUUUAUGGCUCAGAAACAGAAUCACAGAAAAGGCUCACGGUUUCUGGAAAUGCAGCAGAGCAGCAGCUCAGCUCUCUGAAGGAAUCCACCACCUACACCGUCACCAUAACCAGCCUCCUGGGCAGCCGGGAGAGUUCAGCAGCCACCACCAGCUUCACCACCACCGCCAGCGGGAGGGAUGCUGAUGGACCACGAGACCUCCUUGCCACCAAUGUAACACCCCGCACUGCGGUGUUGUCAUGGAAACCACCAUCAAAGCCUGCACAAAGAUACUUACUGACCUAUCGGACCCAAGGCCAAGAAAUAAAGGAAGUGAUUGUGGAUGCCGCAGUGACACAGUAUAACCUGACCCGACUACAUCCGGGCUCUCUGUACUCAGUACAGCUGAUCGCAAUACGAGGACAACACAGACCCUCCAUCUCCACCACAUUCACGACCGGCAUCCUGAAGUAUCCCUACCCCACUGACUGCACCCAGGAGCUGCUGAACGGCAUCCGCACUUCAGGAGAGGUGGAGAUCUUCCCUCAGGGGAAGCUUGGAACACCCAUGGUGGUUUACUGCGACAUGGAGACAGAUGGCGGGGGCUGGAUGGUCUUCCAGAGGAGAAAAGACGGCUCUGAGGAUUUCUUCAGAGGCUGGAAGGACUACGUAAAAGGAUUUGGAAAUCUGAAUGGAGAGUUCUGGUUUGGUCUUGAAAAACUCCACAACCUGUCAACGAUGGCCAAGAUGAUUCUGCGGGUUGACCUGAGAGAUGGAGGCGAGUCCGUGUUUGCGAAGUACUCCACGUUCGAGGUGGCCAAGAAGUACUACAGACUCAAAGUAGGGGGAUACAGCGGCACUGCAGGCGACUCUCUGAGUUACCACAACAAUCAAGUCUUCUCCACCAAAGACCGCAACCCGGCACCCUCCAUCACCAGCUGUGCCAUGUCCUAUCGAGGAGGCUGGUGGUACAUGAACUGCCACGAAGCCAACCUGAACGGCCUCUACGGCAUCGACGUCAAGCACCAGGGCAUCAUCUGGACCUCGUGGAAAGGAAAGGACCACUCCAUCCAGUUCACUGAGAUGAAGAUGAGACCGGCCGACUUCAGACCUCCUCCCAAAAAGUGAAGCCGAGGAAAAUGAUGAACUGCUAAACACACGCUUAGACAGCAGUGUGUCCAGAUGCACACAGAGCUGUGCUUCUACAUGAGGAGAGUUUUCUGGGUCUUUUCCAUUUGUAUAAAGUCAGUUAUAGUAUAUUUUGUGCAGAUUAAUUCUCUUUUGCUAAAUGUAGAGUUCCUCUUAUUUUUCACUUGGGCAGCUCUGAUGUACGUCAUCUAAAAAAAAUCUUUUGCUUGAACUUUUCUUUCAGGAAUUUUCUUUUUUUUAUCUCUGUUAGUCAAACUAAAUGUCAGACUUGGAUGUGACAAACUUUAAAUUCAUUCUGCUUCAGCUCAGCAGCGCCCCCCUUCAGUACUAUGAGGUACCACACUGUGGUGCUCCAACAACCAGGAGGUCAGGUCUAACUUUGCACCUGCUGGAGUUUCCUCACCGAGGUUUUUUCUCUCCGUGUUGCUUUGUGCUGUUUCAGUUACCAGUUAUCAGUGUUUUAUGUCUCUUUCUAUGUAUGGGGCCUUUAAAAAAUAAAACAAUUUAAAGUAAAAA
This is a messenger RNA of Oryzias latipes (Japanese medaka), 6552 nucleotides long. RefSeq names its product tenascin XBb (gene tnxbb). The record is from RefSeq and is a predicted model, not a curated record. Gene Ontology annotation, biological process: regulation of cell adhesion; motor neuron axon guidance. Lineage: Eukaryota; Metazoa; Chordata; Actinopteri; Beloniformes; Adrianichthyidae. Gene Ontology annotation, molecular function: protein binding.